UAAGCAAACCCCACAGCCAUCAUGAUCAUCAUUCCCACUCUAUGAAGCGUCCCAUCUCUCUUUCUCUCUUUCAAGCUCCGCCAUUCUAUAAAGUCUUAACUAAUCUACAUCAAACCAGUUGGAGAGAGAUAGAUACCUUUCAGAGGGUAGGAUCCAAAGGCUCUCAAAAUGAGGAAGCCAGAUGCCUGUGGGAACUACAACAACAAUAAUAACAAGCUUAGAAAGGGAUUAUGGUCACCAGUGGAAGAUGACAAGCUUAUGAACUACAUGCUAAACAAUGGACAGGGUUGUUGGAGUGAUGUGGCAAGAAAUGCUGGCUUGCAGAGGUGUGGCAAGAGUUGUCGUCUUCGCUGGAUCAAUUACUUAAGGCCUGACCUCAAGAGAGGUGCAUUUUCACCCCAGGAAGAAGAGCUCAUCAUUUAUUUGCAUUCCAUUCUUGGCAACAGAUGGUCACAAAUAGCGGCUCGCUUGCCUGGACGCACAGACAAUGAAAUCAAGAAUUUUUGGAAUUCAACGAUAAAGAAAAGACUGAAGAAUAUGUCCUCCAUAGCCUCACCAAACACUAGUGAUUCUUCCUCAGAGCCAAGCAAAGAAGUAGCAGCAGCAGCAGCAAUAGGAGGAGGGUUCAUCUCCAUGCAAGAACAAGGCAUGGGGUACAUAGACCCGUCAUUAUCAUCUUCAUCAUCAUCAAACACAUCCAUGCAAGCUAUGUUUCUGAAUCAAAUGAUGGACUCGUUACCUACCUUCGAUCAUGGCCUAAGUAUGUACGGUGCAAGUGUAUACUUCAAUAAUGAUGCAUCCCCAUGCAUGACUCAGAUAGUAAAUACUAGUGAUGAUGAUUUAUGUGGGAAUCGAGGAAGCACCAAGGAAAAUGCUAAAACUGAAGAUAAAGCAAUAUAUGGUAACAACACCAAUAAGUACAUGUAUAGCAAUGUGAAUAGAAUUAACAGCAGCUGCAAUAACAAUAAUCAGGAAGCGAAUAUGGCUGCUGGGAUUGGGAACUUAUGGCAAGAAGAAGAUCUAAAAGUGGGGGAGUGGGACUUGGAAGAGUUGAUGAAAGAAGUUUCCUCCUUUCCUUUUCUUGAUUUUUCGAGUUGAAUAAAUGGGGUUUUCCUCAUAAAUUUUCUUCCUUCAAUUUUCCAAUUCAUUCCCUUCUUUUCCUACUAUACAUAAACGACCUUGUGUAGCCUUUCUGAAAAACUAUACUAAAAAUAUCCUAGUUACGUUGGUCCCUCAAACCCUCACAUAUCAUGUUUUGUGUAUAAUUUAGGUGCGGUAUAUACAUAUGUAGAAGAAGAAACUGGGCCCUGGAAUGUUCAAAGAAUAAAAGGUCAUUAUAUUUAUAUUGAUGAUCCAAGAAAUUAUUGUUGUU
Molecule: messenger RNA, 1372 nt
Organism: Hevea brasiliensis (rubber tree)
Lineage: Eukaryota; Viridiplantae; Streptophyta; Magnoliopsida; Malpighiales; Euphorbiaceae
Product: transcription factor MYB46-like
Exons: 2
Coding region: 169-1098 (309 amino acids)
Source: RefSeq, a predicted model, not a curated record